CGGCAUCGCACACAGUCCGUCGCUGUCGUUCUGCUGUGGACGCGGAGGUUCCGUGUAGCGGGAGUUCGGCGCAGCGGAGUCCGCUCGGUGCGCGCUCUCGUCUUCUAACCUUUGACCCUUCACGACCCUCCGAUGCCCCUGAAGCGAUGACCCACCGUCGCCAUGGUCACCCAUCGCCGAGGUGACCACGUCGCCUGCCGGAACGCCUCCAAUCGGCAGCGAGGAUGCACGUGACGGGCAGCACCUCCCCGGCCAAUGAGGGCGAGGCGCUCUCUCUCCGGGUGCAAGGGGGCGUGGCCUUUGCCGAGACGGCGCCUGCCGCCGCUCCUCCGUCCGGAUUUUCUGACUCUGAAGGCGACCGGAGGACACCGUGUCCCCCCCCACCUCCUCCUCCACCUCCUCCUCCGCCCCCACCUCCACCUCCUCCCCUUCCAACCCUGCUGGCAGAGCCUGCAGGAGGCCUGAAGAAGAAGAAGAGGGUGCGGAGUUUCUUUUGGAAAACGAUACCGGAGGAUCAGGUGAAGGGGCGGGCCAACCUGUGGACUCAGCGCCGGGGGCAGCAGCAGCACCACAUCGACGUCCAGACCAUCGAGGAGCUGUUUGGUCAGAAGGAGCGUCAGUCAAAGGCCACGCCCACAAGGGGAGGGACUACCGGGGGCUCCUUCAGGGAGGCCAAAGAAGAGGUCUGCAUACUGGACUCCAGACGAGGGAUGAACAUCGGGAUUUUCCUCAAACAGUUCAAGAGGUCCAAUCAGAAGAUAGUAGACGAUAUUCACCGUGGCAACAGUGAGCCGUAUGGGGCGGAGCCUCUGAGGGAUCUGCUGAAGCUGCUGCCGGAGGCGGAGGAGGUGAAGAAGCUGAAGUCGUACCGCGGCGACAUCUCUAAGCUCUCAUUGGCCGAUUCCUUCGUGCACCUGCUGCUUCAGCUCCCCAGCUACAGCGUCCGUAUCGAGGCCAUGCUGCUGAAGGAGGAGUUCCCCGCGGCGAGUGAGGUCCUCGGUCGGGACAUCGGCGUCCUGCGCUCCGCCACCAAAGAGCUGAUGUGCUGCGAGGAGCUCCACGCCGUCCUCCACCUGGUGCUGCAGGCCGGGAACCUCCUGAACGCCGGAGGCUAUGCAGGAAACGCAGUGGGCUUCAAGCUGUCGUCCCUUCUGUCACUGGCCGACACGAAGGCCAACAAGCCGGGCAUGAACCUGCUGCACUUUGUCGCUCUGGAAGCCCAGAAGAAAGACUCAAAGCUGUUGGAGUUUCCUCUGAAGUUGACCCACGUCCGGCCGGCUUCCAGGGUCUCCUUGGAGACGCUGGACGCCGAGCUGCAGUGGCAGACGUCCCGCACGCGCUCAGUGGAGGAGAACGUGCAGCGAGACGCCGAGCUGCUGCAGCAGCUGGACGCCUUCCUGCAGACGGCCACCUCCUCCCUGAGCUCGCUGCACGCCGCCCGCCAGCAGCUGAGGGAAGAAGGCAGCGAGCUGAUCGACUUCUUCUGUGAAGACCGAGAGACCUUCAGGCUGGACGACUGCUUCAGCGUCUUCAACGGCUUCUGCUGCAGGUUCGCCGCCGCCGCCAAGGAGAACGUGGAGCGGGAAGCCAAGGAGGCGACGCGUCGCCGGCGGCAACAGGAGCUGGAGGAGCAGAAGAGGCACUCGUGGGCCGGCGAGGAGGUGGGCGGAGCCGUCGGGCUGCGAUGCCGCAGCGAGGCGGACGUGUCGGCCGCCGUGUCGGAGCUCCUCUCCCCGAAGCUCGGCCCGCGCUCCGCCUUCAAGAGCUCCCAGAAUCCUCGGGGGAGCUGGCGGCGCUCCAGGAUCGCUCCGUCCGGCUCGCCGCAGGUCGCCGCGGAGCGCGAGCUGGACUCGCUGCUCGGGGGGGCGACCGCCGACGCGAGGAAGGCCUUCCUGACUCCGCCCCCUCAAGUCACAACGCGCGGCUUCCCCCGCCACCGGCAGCCUUCCCCCAACCACGCCACCGCCACCUACCUCAGCGACACCACUUCCUCCGAUCCCUGCGCGCCCGCCAGCAGCCGCAGAGGAGGAGGAGAAGAAGGCGGAGUCUGCGCUGGUUUGAAAGCCAGUCAGGACUCUGGCGAGCGCGUGUCGGUGGUCGUGGAGACGUGCCGCUUGGUGGCGCCACUGAAGGCGUUCAGCGAGGAGGCCGGGCACCGCGGAGAGGAGAAGGAGGAGGAAGAGGAGGAGGCGCAACAAGAAGAGGAGGGUCGGGGGGAGAAGGCGGGGGUUUGGUGCGUGACGGGCGUGUGCGAGUCAGCCGGCGAGGUGGCAUUCGACGCCACCCGCCCGCCGGCACAGCGGGAGCAGCAGGCCUCAUCCGCCCCGGCCAAUCGCACGCCUUCAGAGCCUCAGCCGGCCAAUGACAGGCCGGCGCCUGAACCCAUCAGCAGCCAACCGGUGCCUGCCCCCCGCCCGGGCAACCCGUCGCGUCCUGCCUCCUCCCCAAUGUGGCGUCCGCCACCUCUCAGCGCUUCCUGUCGCACAGAAGCCGCUUCCUCCUCCAGAGGGAAGGCGGAAUCGGUAAAUGCGUCCAAAUCGUCCGCCAGCAACCUCCCGUCCCCCAGAACGCGACCCGCCGGGACGAAGGACGCCGUCGCCCCUGGCAACAAGGGCCCGCCCGUCCGCAUCCUCACCGCCACCGAGACGCAGAGCAUGAGGCGCGUGGUGUCCAUCUCCAGGACCAGCAGACUGACGGAGAAGCCCUCGGGGCGCCAGCCGGCCUUCCCCUCGACCCCCGACCUCAGCGGGAACGCAGCGGCGGGCCGCCCCCCCCAGCGCCGGGCCGACCAGGAGGUCCAGGAGGCCCAGAGGAGGCCGUCCAUCAGAAGGCCCUCAGCGAGGCCCAGACCGCCGCCGGAGGAGAAGAUGUGUCGCUCCACGCUGCGCUCGCUCGCUCAAGGAGGAAGAGGAGCAGGAGGAGGAGGAGGUGGAGGUGGAGGAGGAGGAGGAGGAGGCAGCGUCAGUGCUCCCGUUACCCCUUUGCACAAAGCCAGUACUCCUUCGCCAACGCUGCUUCCUAGCUUCGCCAGAAGCACCGCCUCCUCUUCUUUCAGACGAACCAACGCCACGCUCACUCCUCCUCCUCCUUCACCCCACGCCGGCUCAGGCUCCUCCCCUAAAUCCCCCCCCAAGACCUCCUCCUCCCCCUCCUCCACGCCUUUCGCCCGCGCCGGCUCACUGAGAGUCUCCAACCCCCUCAAACCCUCCUCCUCCUCUUCUUCAGCGCCGAGGAGGUCCAACAGCAUCAGUGCGCCUCCUCGGUCGCCGCUCCACGUCCCGCUGCUGCCCCCUAAAGGCCACCGGCGGAGCGACGGCAGCGACUUCUCCGACAGGUCCUCCCACCCGCGGGACUCAGGCAAGUCCCCCCGGCCGGGCUGGAGAUAGCAGGAGGAGGAGGAGGAGGAGGCUCCCUCCCUACUGGGGGGGGUAAAGGACACAUUCCAAUAUGAAGAACGGACCUUAAGCCGUCCAUGAGGUGGAGGCCCGGGUUCCCAGACUGACCUCUGAGGACACGUGGGCCGGUGAGUUUGUGAUGUGUGACUUCAUUCAGGGUUCAUUCAGACUCGCCAAGGUCACAUGACGACGCAAACCUGCCAACGGACGGAGGAGCAGCACCUCCUGCGUCCUCAGAGGUUCAAUUCAUAUUCAUCGACGGAGUCCGGGGGGGAGGAGAGCGACGGCCUCACAGCGCGAUGCAGAGGUGGAAGGUUACAGGAGUCCCAUCAGGAGCGUCCCUGGAGAGGAUGGAGACGUUCACCUGAGACCGGACGUCUCCACUACUUCAUUAACCCACCGGUUAUUACUUCAUUUGACCUAUUUGCACUCCAACAUAAAUUCUUCCUUUUGUAGCAGCGAGGCGUCGUUCUGUGGGUGAAACUGAGAUGACCACAGUUACUAUUUUUUUAUGUAUAGAUUAAAUUUUCCUUAAAGCUAAAAAGCUGCAAUUAUUUCUAACGAGGUUCCAUCACCUCCGAAUCGCCUCCUGAUUUAAAGAUGGCUUUAUUUUAUGUCCUAAGUUUUGAUUCUGCAGCUUUGAGGAAUGUGCACAUGUGGCCUGAUCGAAAGCGCCUUAUUGUGUUUAAAUAAGAAGAGGAGGAGAAUGUAAAGAAGAAGAGAAGCUUCUUCCAUUCAAACCGUGUUGUUUUGUUUGUGUAUUUAUGUACGUACGAUGUCAAUAUUUGAAAUAUGUAUAAAUAUAUACUACCAAUUAAUUAAACUAUUGAUUCUCCAACACUUUUCUUCUGUUCAAUUAAUAUAAGUAGUUAAUAUUAUUAAUAAUAAAUAUAUUAUUAUUGACAGACUGACAGAAAAUAUGUGAGA
Molecule: messenger RNA, 4322 nt
Organism: Pungitius pungitius (ninespine stickleback)
Lineage: Eukaryota; Metazoa; Chordata; Actinopteri; Perciformes; Gasterosteidae
Product: FH2 domain-containing protein 1-like
Exons: 14
Coding region: 225-3386 (1053 amino acids)
Source: RefSeq, a predicted model, not a curated record